CUUUGAAACAAAAGGAAGAACAAUAGCAGAUUGGAACAUAAUACUCGUCUACCACGUGCCGCAAGAGCCUCUUUUCCCUGCUUUUCUUCCCUUCAGCCUCUUCUAUCCCCAGCACGUCCCAUCCGGUCGAAGAGGUCGAUCCAGUCUUCAUUAAUUACCUCGUCCCCCUGAUCUUAAAGCAGCUUCCACGCCCCGCUUGGCUGGCGGACUAUUGCUUCAAAUUUUUAUCCUCUCAUCUCGGCUGCUGCGGACCUGUUCAGCCUCACGAUCGAUCUCUUCCACAAUCAGUCAGCAAUGGCGCCCGUAGGCUUCGUGGUGCAUCUCAGAAGUCUUUAUGCGAAAGAAUCCGAGGAUCCUGUCAUCUCUACGCGGACUGCAGCGACCCUUUCGAUACUCCUGACUUUGUUCUAUGUGGUUCCUCUCUAUCUCUUUUCGUCGACUAGGCCAACUCCUAGCCUAAGCAGAGAUGCUCCGUCCGUCAUCCGAGCCAGGAUGAGGACGGUAACGGCAACGAGUGCCAUCAGUGCCCUGGCCGUCAUAUUACUUCUUCUGGACAAAGGCAAUGUGUCCCUUCCAGAGGCCCUAAAGCUUCUUGGAUGGUGGCCAAUUGCGAUCUCUGACGUCCUUAGCUGCCUUCUUUUGACAGCGCUCCUGUUUGCAGGACCGCUGUUUGAGAAAUGGGCUGUGGGCGAAUGGAGAGAAGAGGCGGAGAAGCUCAGUGGCUGGAUUGGUUGGAGGAACUAUGUUGCUGGUCCUGUGAGCGAAGAGUUGAUCUUCCGCUCAGCCAUCAUCCCGCUACACCUCCUUGCCAAAACGUCUCCCGGUCGGAUCAUUUUCUUAGCCCCUCUGUACUUCGGAAUAGCACACGUGCAUCACUUCUAUGAGUUCCGACUCACGCAUCCUGGAACUUCGGUUGCUGCGGCGCUUCUGCGAUCCAUUUUCCAGUUUGGCUACACCACCAUAUUCGGCUGGUAUGCGACUUUUCUCUACUUGCGAACCGGAUCUUUACUGGCAAUUAUUAUUGUCCACAGCUUUUGCAAUUACUGUGGGCUUCCCCGGCUGUGGGGUCGCCUGGAGAUUCCUGUCUAUGUUGGACCGGGUAGUCUUCGAGGCAAAGAUGCUGACCCGAGAUCUGCCAGCGUCACUCUCUCCAAAUCUGGCAAUGUCUUGACUGUGACGUACUAUGCCCUCCUCAUUUCCGGAGCGAUAACAUUCUAUUUCCAGUUCUGGCCCUUGACAGAGUCGCAUCGCGCACUGGCUUCUUUCACUGCCACGGCAUGACUGUAUCUAUAUUUUCAUCCUUUCUAAAUCGUCAUCCUGAACAUUAGGUCUCUAGCACUCGUAUAUAUUAUUGGCAUCGCCCAACUCCACGAGGAAUCGAUCCCAU
This is a messenger RNA of Monascus purpureus, 1387 nucleotides long. NCBI's taxonomy places the organism in Eukaryota, Fungi, Ascomycota, Eurotiomycetes, Eurotiales, Aspergillaceae. The record is from the annotation of a GenBank genome assembly.